GUACAAAACCUUUUUUUUUUUUUUUUCCAAAUCUAAUAAAGUACUGUAGUGCUAUAUCGUUUAAUUUUGAGGUGUGUGGUGUCUACUGAGUACUGACUCGUCCCAAAAAUGAACAUUUGCUCUCACCAUAGCUUAUGGCUAAAGCCAGCUUCUUUCUCUUCUUAUGGCCCAUUAUUCUGGGAGAAGAAAGACCAUCCUCCUUCUUCUUCUUCUUCUUCUUAUUUUUCUCUUUCUUGUGGUUAUGUUGUUUGUUCAGUAGACAAAAAUGAGUCCCAACAACACUUUGAGGUUGACCAAGAUAAGGCCAGGGAUGCCCUUAAACAGCUCGACCAACAGCUGCAAUCCAUCUCCCAAAAACAACUUCGGUCUCCUAAAAUCAAAGCCUCUGAUGUGAAGCUUACAACAAGAGAAGAAUAUGAUCAAGAUAGCGAAGUUGAAGUAGUGAGGCACAAAACCCAACAGAAUCUACUCGUCAGUUCCAGUACCAAGAGGAUUUGGCGGCCUUGGGGGAUGAGUUGUGGAGCUGGUUAUAGGCCUCCUCCUAGCACCUGAGUUGUAUGAGUAGUCCCAAUUCCAACUUCAGUAACUGGUGUACCCCGAGUUUGCUGGCCAGUUAAUGUGGAUCUUCUUUCAACACUUGAGGAGCGCAUUGCAACCAUCUUGUAAGUGACUUUCUUGAGUUUUGGCUCUCAAUGAAAGUACCAAAAUAUUGACUAGGAAAUUUGGACACAGACUCCUAAGCCACACUCGCUCUCUAGAUUGGUGAGAAUGAGAGAUAUGUUAGGUAUAAAUAGCUAGACACAUCAAUUUAUAGUAGUUCACUUCCUGUAUCGCAAGAGUAAUAUAGCUACGUCUACUUUGAGUUUUUAUUC
Cannabis sativa is the source of this 872-nucleotide messenger RNA. RefSeq lists its product as uncharacterized. The transcript has 3 exons. Lineage: Eukaryota; Viridiplantae; Streptophyta; Magnoliopsida; Rosales; Cannabaceae. The record is from RefSeq and is a predicted model, not a curated record. The coding region runs from base 109 to 552 and encodes 147 amino acids.